GGGCAACUAUCGCGCGGCUGUAUCAAACCGAGAAGACCAAGAAUGGAGAAUGGAGGAAACAGUGCCGCAUCGACCUUGGCGAGUAAUGCUGAACGGCAGAUCGUGCUAGUCACUGGACCUGGACCGAUCCAACCAGUCAACAACCAAGGCGAUGGCGGCUAUGGCUACAGGAAUUUCAACAAUAAUAAUAAUAACCACAACAAUCUAACUUCGAACCGAGAGAUGGUGGAGGCUAUAUUCACUAUGCGGGAGUUCUGUUUGACAAUGAUGCAAGAAAAGAAGGAAGAACGAGAGAGACGAAAAGAAGAGGAGGAGAGAAGGCGCAGAGAAGAAGAACAAAGGCAACUGAGAGAAGAGAGGGAGAGGCUCGAACUUGAGAAGCAACAACGUGCGGACGAACGGGAAGCCCGCUUUGCGCUCAUCAUCAAGAGCGAGAUGGCGAGUAAAGAUCAGAGCUACCAAGUAAUCAUGGAACAACUCGCUAAGCAAAACAAGAUGUUACGGGAGGUUGUCGAUGGAUUGAAAGCUGGAACUGCUAAGAAUCCUAUAAUGAUUGAAGACAUGAGGAGGGACAUUCUGCUACUACGAGAAGCCGAGCUCGAACGCGGACGAAGGAAGCGCUCGAAGGAGGGUAGCGGCACCAAGGAACCCACGGGGCGCCAGAAGCAAGCGGAGGUAUCAGAAAGGGAGCUAAAGUUGUCUGAAGAACUACUUGGCAUGGAGGAGAGGCACCGCGAGCAAAUGAAGGUCAUGCGCGAGGAGAUUGAAUCGCUGAAAGCGGCGCAGCUGACAACCGCUCCUACUCCAUCGACCCCGUCCACUUCACGUGCAAGAACGUGUACGCCGAUGUCAGGAUUACGAACAGUUGAACCAGCUGAACUUUUCGCGAAGACGGCUCCGAACCCUGUGCGAAAAACAACCGGGCAGAAGAGAUGCGGGAGAAGUGUUAGUGAUGAACCACUCGGGUUCGAUAAACUCGUGCCUGGUAAGAAGGUCGUCGUGGCGGAACCGGGAGACGAAUGGAGGCAGAAGUUCCUAGAGGACACCAGGCGGUUCCUAAGAUCCAAGAACGUCCCGGUGCUGGCGAAGAUGUGUAAAGAUGAGAAGCUCACUGCGAAGAGUAACAGGAAGGAGGACUUAGUCGAAGCAUUGGCGGAAGCAAGAGUGCGUAUGGCAUAUGGCAACCGCGAGCAAGCGCAGCCAGUGAGGAUCAGCGAACAAGUCGACCCGAAUGACCAGGGAACUGAGAUGGUCGAAUGAUAGUGAUGGUCGGAGCUCGUUAUGCGCCUGGGAGCGAU
Chara braunii is the source of this 1298-nucleotide messenger RNA. NCBI's taxonomy places the organism in Eukaryota, Viridiplantae, Streptophyta, Charophyceae, Charales, Characeae. The record is from the annotation of a GenBank genome assembly.